This is a messenger RNA of Verticillium nonalfalfae, 468 nucleotides long. RefSeq names its product v-type proton ATPase 16 kDa proteolipid subunit 2 (gene VMA11). The transcript is spliced from 5 exons. Gene Ontology annotation, biological process: proton transmembrane transport. Gene Ontology annotation, molecular function: proton-transporting ATPase activity, rotational mechanism. NCBI's taxonomy places the organism in Eukaryota, Fungi, Ascomycota, Sordariomycetes, Glomerellales, Plectosphaerellaceae. Gene Ontology annotation, cellular component: proton-transporting V-type ATPase, V0 domain. The coding region runs from base 1 to 468 and encodes 155 amino acids. The record is from RefSeq and is a predicted model, not a curated record.
AUGAUCGAAGACCCCAACCCUGAUCAGGCGCCCAAGUUCGCCCCAUUCAUCGGAAUGGCUGGCAUCGCGGGCGCCAUGAUCUUCGGCUGCAUUGGUGCUGCAUACGGCACCGCAAAGUCCGGCAUCGGUAUCGCGGGCUGCCUCAUCCCCGUCGUCAUGUCCGGCAUCAUCGCCGUCUACGCGCUCGUCAUCUCCGUCCUCAUCGCCCAGGACCUGGUCCCUCCCAGCUCGGGCGGACACUACAGCUUAUUCGACGGCUUCAUGCACCUCGGCGCCGGUCUCUCUGUCGGCCUCACAGGUCUGGCGGCGGGCUACACGAUCGGUGUCGUCGGCGAUAAGGGCGUGCGCGCCUACAUGGAGCAGAGCCGCGUCUUUGUCGGCAUGGUCCUCAUCCUCAUUUUCGGCGAAGUCCUCGGUCUUUACGGUCUCAUUGUCGCCCUGAUCCUCAACACCCGAAGCUCGGGAUAG